CCGGCGCCGGCGCUUCCGGGUUGGCUGCGACGGCGGCGGCGGUGGCGGCGCAGGGCCAGAAGCUGGGGCGGCGCGGGAGCGCCAGCGGCGGGCCUGGCGGAGCGGGGGCCCGGGGAGGGUGCCCGGCGCGGGUGCGCCCGCCAGGCCGUCGCGUGGGCCGGCCGCGAUCCGGACCCAGCCGGCAGCCCCGAGAGGCUUAAUCCUUCUUGGCUUCUAAAGAAAAUGGCAGAAACAUCAUCAGAGCCUUCUGCGCAGCUCGUUGUACACUCGGACACACACAGUGACACGGUCCUGGCCAGUUUCGAGGAUCAGAGGAAGAAAGGCUUUCUCUGUGACAUCACGUUAAUCGUGGAGAAUGUGCAUUUCCGGGCCCACAAGGCCUUACUCGCUGCCAGUAGUGAAUACUUCUCAAUGAUGUUUGCCGAAGAGGGGGAGAUCGGCCAGUCCAUUUACAUGCUGGAAGGCAUGGUUGCCGACACGUUUGGCAUCCUGCUGGAAUUUAUCUACACGGGUUGCCUCCAGGCCAGUGAGAAAAGUACAGAACAAAUCCUGGCUACUGCUCAGUUCUUGAAAGUCUAUGACCUGGUAAAAGCAUACGCAGACUUUCAAAAUAAUCACAGCUCCCCAAAGCCACCGACUUUGAACACGGCUAGUGCUCCAGUAGUUGUUAUUUCUAAUAAGAAAAAUGACCCCCCGAAGCGGAAACGGGGAAGACCAAGAAAAGUCAACAGUUUGCAGGAGGGAAAAUCAGAAGUGGCUGCAGAGGAAGAAAUACAGCUGAGAGUGAACAAUUCGGUUCAGAAUAGACAAAACUUUGUGGUUAAAGAGGGAGACAAUGGCGUACUGAAUGAACAGACUCCCCCAAAAGAAAUGGAAGAAUCUGAGCCUGCUUGUGCACCAGGUAGAGGAGAGGAAAUGCCCGCUGAAAAAGAUGAGAACUGUGAUCCCAAGACCCAGGAUGGGCAGGACGGCCAGAGUCGGUACAGCAAGCGAAGGAUUCGGAAGUCUGUCAAACUUAAAGAUUACAAGCUUGUUGGGGAUGAAGAUGACCAGGCAUCUGCCAAGAGGGUCUGUGGAAGGAGAAGGCGCCCUGGUGGCCCUGAGGCCCGUUGUAAAGACUGUGGCAAAGUCUUUAAGUACAAUCACUUUUUAGCAAUCCACCAGAGGAGCCACACGGGGGAGCGACCUUUCAAGUGUAACGAAUGUGGAAAAGGCUUUGCGCAGAAGCACUCCCUGCAGGUCCACAGCCGGAUGCACACAGGCGAGAGGCCGUACACCUGCACCGUGUGCGGCAAGGCCCUCACCACCAAGCACUCGCUGCUGGAGCACAUGAGCCUGCACUCAGGACAGAAGUCUUUUACCUGUGAUCAGUGUGGAAAAUAUUUCAGCCAGAAAAGACAACUAAAGAGCCAUUACCGAGUUCAUACAGGCCACUCAUUACCGGAAUGCAACCACUGCCAUCGCAAAUUCAUGGAUGUGUCGCAGCUAAAGAAACAUCUACGAACACACACAGGUGAGAAGCCAUUUACUUGUGAAAUCUGUGGCAAAUCUUUCACAGCAAAGAGUUCUCUGCAGACGCACAUCAGGAUCCAUCGAGGAGAAAAGCCAUACUCCUGUGGCAUUUGUGGCAAAUCCUUCUCUGACUCCAGUGCCAAGAGGAGACACUGCAUUCUACACACGGGCAAAAAACCUUUCUCCUGCCCUGAGUGUAACUUACAGUUUGCUCGCUUAGACAACUUGAAGGCUCACUUGAAAAUCCAUAGCAAAGAGAAACAGGUGUCAGAUGCCAGCAGUGUGUCCGGCAAUAACAACACUGAAGAGGUCAGGAAUAUUCUUCAGCUGCAGCCAUAUCAACUCUCUACCUCCGGAGAGCAGGAAAUUCAGCUGCUUGUAACCGAUUCUGUACAUAACAUCAAUUUCAUGCCUGGUCCUAGCCAAGGAAUCAGCAUCGUGGCCACAGAGAGUUCCCAGAACAUGACUGCAGACCAGGCUGCUAAUCUCACCCUGCUCACGCAACAGCCAGAACAGCUGCAGAAUUUAAUUCUUUCAGCUCAGCAGGAGCAAACAGAACACAUUCAGAGCCUCGAUAUGAUUGAAAGCCAGAUGGAACCCUCACAGAACGAGCCAGUGCACGUGAUCACACUCUCCAAGGAAACCUUGGAACAUCUUCACGCCCAUCCAGAACAAACAGGAGAGCUCCAUUUAACAAGCGCUUCAGAUCCUGCUCAGCACUUGCAGCUGACACAGGAGCCGGCUCCGCCCCCACCCACCCACCACGUGGCCCAGCCCGCCCCGCUCAGCCAGGAGCAGAGCUGACCUGAAAAGGUGUUUGACUGCUCUGUCGGUCUCUUCUCCGUAAGCCAGCCAUAACAGCCAUAUGUGGAUUGUGUGCUUGAAGUCGGGCUGUCUGAGACGCUCUCUUACAGAUCCUUACAGAGCUUUGAUAGCCAGCUGACAGUUGUGCUUUGCAUCCAGGCAGCGAGACUGUGCAUCGUGUCUUCUGUAUCUUACUGAUUUGGAUUUAGCAUUUCAAUAUUGAUGAACGGCUUUCGUUUUCACCUACUACAGCUCUUAAAGACUUGUGUAAUUUUUCUUUGGGGACAUUGGUUUAGACUUUUCUGUAAGUAUUAAAUGUUCACAGCCAUAGGUUAUGGUCUUGCUGACCUUUCCAGUUAUAUUUUUUAUGUUUUAGAACAAAGGAAGUCAUACAUUGAAUUGCGUAGAAUGGUUGGUUUUGCUUCCUUAUCUCUCUCGAAGGCAACACAGUUGCCAUUACAAGACAAGUCAGGGCUGAAUGUGACAAAUCACAACUUUAGGGAAUCUGUCCUUUUAAUAACUUCCAUUCCCCUAAGACAGAGUGACUGUCUCUCAACAGUUAAUAUUUGUGCAGUAUGAUGGGCUUAUCGUCUCCUGUUUAAGGGAGAUUCAAAGACAUAGAAACUAAAUGUCUAUUUUAACUCAAAAUUCAUAUAACAAGAAAGCCAAAAGUAUAGGAUUAUUUUUAAAAUUCUGAACUCAAUUUUUCCGAGAAACAUGGAUGUACAUAUUUUUUAAAAGCAGGUUAUUGAAAAUUUAAUUAAAAAGUUUAAUUAAAGUAUGAAAUUGGAUCAAGGUAUUCACCCCAAAUAAAUUCUGAAUUUUGUCAGCAAUAUUUAAUCUUCAUGAUGAAAUUAAAGCUUUCUCGAAUAUUCUGGAAUAUAAAAUUUUAUUCAGUGUAAUUUUUGUUAAAUAUAUUCUGCUGAAUUCUGGAAA
This is a messenger RNA of Equus caballus (horse), 3252 nucleotides long. RefSeq names its product zinc finger and BTB domain containing 24 (gene ZBTB24). The record is from RefSeq and is a predicted model, not a curated record. Gene Ontology annotation, molecular function: protein binding; DNA-binding transcription factor activity, RNA polymerase II-specific. NCBI's taxonomy places the organism in Eukaryota, Metazoa, Chordata, Mammalia, Perissodactyla, Equidae. Gene Ontology annotation, biological process: regulation of transcription by RNA polymerase II. Gene Ontology annotation, cellular component: nucleus.